CUUUAUCGAACAAACUGAUAAAGUAAUUUAAUUAUUUACUAAAUUAAUAUUCUACUAUCAUUAUAGAAUUUAUUUCACAGUGUUAUUGCAUUAAAGUCAAGUUUAUUUUUAUAAAUUUCUCCAUUUCCAAGACCGAGGACCUGUAGGAUUAUAAACGCCGGCAUGAUUUAUUUUAGAAAUGUCAGAGAUAAAGUAUAAACAACAGAUUUUAGCUGCUAUAGAUCAUUUACGUUCACGUAAAUCCCGCCCAGAUAUUAAUAGAAUUUGCAAAUUUAUGUUAAAGUGUUAUAAAGUAGCACCAAAAGAUACUAAGGCUGAUCUAAAACGUUGCUUGAAAGAAAAAAGCAUAUUUAAAGUUGAUUACAAAGAUAAUGUAAGCUAUAGGAACGCUGCUAAGUGGCGGAAAAAAUCAAGUCGGAAUAGCGAAAUGGCAAAUUCAUCAGCAACAAGUGAAAGAAGAAUAAUUACAUCUGCAAUUGCUACUCUUAUAUAUCAAGACCAAAGCUAUUUAGAAAAUGGCAUAGCAUUUGAAGAUCUUGUCAGAGCUGCAGCAUCUCAAGAAUCCAAGUAUUCAAAGAAAGAACUUGAAAAUAUAAUUAACAAGGAGUUGUCUUCGGGCAGCCUGGUAAAACUACAUAAUGGAAAUUUAGCCCUUGGUCCUGCAGACCAUGAUGGUGACAGCUCAGACAGCUUUAAAUUUGAGUACAGUGUAGAUUCUAAUACAAAGAUGACUUCCUCAGCCAAUUCAUCAUGUCGUUCGUCACCUCAACGAAUGAGAGGAAGACCUAAAAAGCGUGGUGGUGGCACUAGCAAUGGAUUAAACAUUGUUACAACACGCAACUCAGCAGUUCGUGUUGGCGAAAGACGAAAAAUGGCUAAGAAAGUCUUUGAUCCCUCAGAUAAUAAUGUACCCAGCAAACGUAAAAGAGGUAGACCUGUAGGCUCACUUAACAAAAGCACAAUAAAAAAACGUUUGUUGGGUGCUGGUAAUCAGCAAAAACCAGACAAGGAAGGUACUCCAUUAUCUGAAAGUCAACUGUCUGUAGAUGGAAGUGCUGAUGAAUUAGAACAAGAUGAACCAAUGCCUCAUGAGACUUCAGGAGUUUGCUCUGUAUGCCACAUUCAAAAACCUAGGGGUUCUAAUGAUAGACUGGUUGAAUGCCGUGAUUGUAACAAUAAAGCUCACUUAAGCUGUCUGCAGUCUGGUUCUGGAAUAUUAAAACCUCGCCCCGAUAAUACAUGGCAAUGUCCACAUUGCAAGACCUGUCUUGUUUGUUGUGAAACUAAUGAUGCUGGGAUACUAACAGUCUGCAGUAUAUGCUCAGAUGCUUAUCAUGCUUUAUGCCAUACUCCAAGAAUACCAGAACGAUUAAAAGCCUGGGACCAAUGGGAGUGCAACAACUGCCUUAAAUCGCGACCUGUACUAAUGGGAUCACCUGGAAUCAUACCUGGUAUUGAAUAUGAAUCACAUAAUUCACCUAUGAUAGAUCCAUUUUUAAAACCUCAUGAAAUGGAUAGGGCGCAAUCAAAAUUAGGAGAUCUACCAAUAGAUCCAAGCAUACCAGAUAUAACAAACUGGACUACUGAAGAUGUAUAUGAAUAUUUUAUGACAAAUUUUCCAGAAGCUGCUCCAAUUUUAAAAGAACAGGAAUUUGAUGGGCAAGCCUUAAACAUGGCGCGGCGAGCAGACAUAGUAAUAGGUUUAGGUCUUCCGCUUGGCCCAGGACUUGCAUUAUAUCGUAUUGUUGUGAAAUUGCAAACAAGAAAAGAUGAUUGGACUAUGUGCUGGGGUUAACUUAAUAUUGUUAUUAGAGAAUUAAGGAAAAACUUAUCUAUUUUAUAUGCUUACAAAUAAAAUGCUUUCAUCCUGUCAGAUACUAAUUCUUACAUUUUAUUCAUGUUGGA
Molecule: messenger RNA, 1905 nt
Organism: Achroia grisella
Lineage: Eukaryota; Metazoa; Arthropoda; Insecta; Lepidoptera; Pyralidae
Product: histone-lysine N-methyltransferase 2D-like
Exons: 6
Coding region: 179-1795 (538 amino acids)
Source: RefSeq, a predicted model, not a curated record